Molecule: messenger RNA, 1522 nt
Organism: Symbiodinium necroappetens
Lineage: Eukaryota; Dinophyceae; Suessiales; Symbiodiniaceae
Source: the annotation of a GenBank genome assembly
GCAAUGUCCAUCAAAAAAGCGGCGAAGAUCGCCAAUGCUUUUGUGGGAGAUGGGCUCCGUCAGUCCACAGCACAUGAGCUGGGACGCAAAGGCCGAUCCCGUGACUUCUGGCGCUGGAUGAAGCUUCCCUUCGACCCUUACCCGGUGGAGCUCCCCUUGAACAAAUCAGGCUUGGAUCCCCAUGUAGUGAUGGAAAACACCAACUUUGUUUUGCCGUCUGAUAUGCUGGCUGAGUUGGAUAUUUGCGUCUUCGGUCCCGAAGGACAUACAUCCUUGGCUACCUAUUGGGCCAAAGAAUGUGCUGACUUCAUGCAAAAAAUCAAGCUCAACCAGGCCGACGCGGCGUUCGCCAUUCCCCUCUUUCUUCAUGAAGAUGGUGUUCCCAGUUUCAAGGACGAAUCCUAUUCUUUUUGGAGCUGGAGCUCGCUGUCACGGCAUCAAAGCGCCUACUCCAGGGCCUUCGUGGUGGGUUUGCCUAGCUCUCGUGUGCUGCCAUCCACACGAGCAACAAUCUGCGACGUGCUGGCCUGGGAUCUGGCCAACUUGGCAAAAGGCGUGCGACCGACGCAUGAUCACCGUGGAAGGGUGCUGACAGGCAACCGUGCCAAGCUCGCUGGCAAGGCCAUAUGUGGCGGUUACACUGCUCACUUCGCUUGGUGGAAGGGGGACAUGGAAGCCAGAGUUUCUGCUCACAACCUGAUGACUCGCUGUAAACUGAUCUGCGACCUCUGCCUGGCCACUGCUGAUCGACGGCUAAGCUACGGGGACUUCUCCAGCUCGGCACUGUGGCGGCAACUGCAGGGUGGAGUCAGCGACGAAGCAGAUCAGAGCCACUGGCUUCCCGUCCCGGGAUACUCGAGAUCGAGGAUUCUCCUGGACAGUAUGCAUUUGCUGAAUCUAGGAACCAUGCGGGAUAUCAUUGCAUCUGCCCUGACAUCCUGGCUGCUGCUUGGUAUACUGCAGAAGCACCUCGGCACCGGCUACAAUGAGGUGAACAAAGCCCUGCACCGGUUCACAUAUCUCGGCAAACAGUGGGCCAAAACAGUCGGCGAAGAACUCAACAUCAAGGAACUUACACGAGCCAAAAUUGGAAUGCCCACGAGUGGCAUGGUCCUGAAACAGUACCCUGAGCUGGACUCACGAAUCAAGGAUCAGUGUGAUGCAUCGACAGCGCUCUUCAAGCUGCAUUUGGAUGCCUAUCAAUUUCUGGCACUGGACUCCCUGGCCAAAGGGCGCCUUCUCUGGCACCUGCGGCCAAAAUUUCACUACAGCGACCACCUGUUGCAAUGGGCGAAAUCUUCGAAGAUGAAUCCUCAAGCCGUGUCCAAUUUUAUGGACGAAGACCAUAUGAAGUUCAUGUCCAGAACCGGUGCACGCAUACAUAUCAUGUUUUCCAUCUUGGUGCUGUUAAUGAAUCGCGGCGAGUCUCCACCCUGCAACUCUCAAUAUGGAGUUCGCGAAACGGUAUAUUCUGAGAAGAUCAAUGCAAUAUUCGAGACUGAACCGACCAGGCGAACGCGAG